Molecule: messenger RNA, 1690 nt
Organism: Propithecus coquereli (Coquerel's sifaka)
Lineage: Eukaryota; Metazoa; Chordata; Mammalia; Primates; Indriidae
Gene: HRAS
Product: Harvey rat sarcoma viral oncogene homolog
Exons: 5
Coding region: 858-1427 (189 amino acids)
Biological process (GO): cellular senescence; Ras protein signal transduction
Cellular component (GO): plasma membrane
Molecular function (GO): GTPase activity; GTP binding; GDP binding
Source: RefSeq, a predicted model, not a curated record
GCUCCCGGCCCAGGCCCCGCCAGAGCCCGGCGCCCUGGGAAGCGCGGCGGCCAUCGCGGCGGGGCGCGGCGGGGCGGAGGGUCGCGGCCCAGCGUGCGCCGGGCACCGUGACGGCGUCACUGGUCGGGGUUCCGCCUCUCCGAAUGGCCUGUCUCCUGCGCCUCCUGCGGGUCUUUUCUGUCGGGCAGCUUCUUCCCGGGAGCCGCUUCCCCUUCGUUUUCUCCUGGUUCAUUCUGGCUGGAGGGUGCUCUGGGCCCCGUUACCAUAAGGACCUCUGGGGUGCGGGCUGAGCCAGGGAGGGCAGGGGCUCUCCGUCGAUCUGCUCUGCCCCAUCCCCUGGAACAGCACCUGGCAUUUAGUAGGCACUCAGUGAAUGCUUGUGGGUGCACCAGCAUGCCCUGCGGGGCCCAGAGCCGGUUGUUGGCUGGCGCUGGCCUGCCUGGACACGCCAUGGCACUCUCCACCACGGCAGGGCCUGUUCUGUGGGGGGACUGGCAACCUCAGCCCUCGGGCGCCUCCAGUUUAGGCUUUCUGCCUACCCAACAACUUCUAAUUUGGGUGCGUGGUUGGGAGGAGCUCUCAGCUGUCAGCCCUGCCUUUGGGGGCUGGCUCCUGACUUCUUGCACAGGCAUUAAGUGCAGCUGGGGGCCAGUCAGGGCCCCCUCGCACCCCCUAGAUUGGAGGUGCCACAGGUAAGCAGCGGGGCUGCCAUCCUGGCCGCCACCCCUGCUGCCUGGAUACUGGGGCACAGGGAGCUGGGUGGGCCCGCCCCAUGGGCCUGGCCGUGGCUGAACGCGGCCCUCCUUGGCAGGUGGGGCAGGAGUCCCUGCAUUGCUGGCUGUGGCCCUUGCGGAGCCAUGACGGAGUACAAGCUCGUGGUGGUGGGCGCCGGCGGCGUGGGGAAGAGCGCCCUGACCAUCCAGCUGAUCCAGAACCACUUUGUGGAUGAGUAUGACCCCACCAUAGAGGACUCGUACCGGAAGCAGGUGGUCAUCGACGGGGAGACAUGUCUGCUGGACAUCCUGGACACAGCGGGCCAGGAGGAGUACAGCGCCAUGCGGGACCAGUACAUGCGCACUGGAGAGGGCUUUCUCUGCGUGUUUGCGAUCAACAACACCAAGUCUUUUGAGGACAUCCAUCAGUACAGGGAGCAGAUCAAGCGGGUCAAGGAUUCGGACGACGUGCCCAUGGUGCUGGUGGGGAAUAAGUGUGACCUGGCUGCACGCACCGUGGAGUCUCGGCAGGCUCAGGACCUGGCCCGCAGCUACAGCAUCCCCUACAUUGAGACGUCGGCCAAGACCCGGCAGGGGGUGGAGGACGCCUUCUACACGCUGGUGCGCGAGAUACGGCAGCACAAGCUGCGGAAGCUGAAUCCUCCUGACGAGAGUGGCCCCGGCUGUAUGAGCUGCAAGUGUGUCCUGUCCUGACGGCAGGCUCAGGACAUGGAGGCGCCGGAUGCAGAGAGGAAGCGCAGAUGGAAGGAAGGAAAAGGAAAGGAAGGAAGGAAGGAAGUGUUGCUGGAGCCCGGCCAACCAGGGAUGGUGGACAGAGGGGUGAUGCAGACCCUCCCAGGGACGCUUUGCAGAGACUGCUGUGAACAGCCCAGAUGCCAACGGAUCCCAGCCCUCUGUCCCCUCCCAGCCCUCUGCAGGCCUGUUGGGCCCAGGUUGAAUCCAGUAAAUUAUUGGAU